This is a messenger RNA of Dinoponera quadriceps, 5394 nucleotides long. Its product is annotated as mucin-12-like. Gene Ontology annotation, molecular function: chitin binding. The record is from RefSeq and is a predicted model, not a curated record. Gene Ontology annotation, cellular component: extracellular region. Lineage: Eukaryota; Metazoa; Arthropoda; Insecta; Hymenoptera; Formicidae. The transcript has 6 exons. Bases 1 to 5394 code for a protein of 1797 amino acids.
AUGAUGGAUGACGUUAUCCGCGACGUUCACAUAACUGGCGUUAAAUACGACGUUAAACGCCGUCAAGAAGCCAUCGUCUAUGAACCGUACGAAUUCAACAAAUCCAACUUGGCCAUAACAUUGCGAGCCAAAGAUGUGGAAGGCAACGUCGACUUUGAGUGUUCUAGUGACGCUGAUCGCCACUAUUACGACUAUUACGAUUAUAACCAAGGCCAAUCCAGGCAGAGCACUGCCCCGUUCCGGUGCACCGAAGAGGGUUACCAUCCCGAUCCGCGUGACUGCAGAGUUUAUUAUAGAUGCGUGGACUGGGCCAACGGCGGUCCAUUGACGCCCUUCAGGUUCGAGUGCGGCGUAGGCACUGUAUUUUCGAAAGCGAAGGGCGAUGUCUGCGUGCAUCCAUGGGACAGCGGUCGGCCGGAAUGCGCUGGAUCGGAGAACGAUAUCGACUCGAAUCUAAAUGGUCCCGCGGAGAGCGCUCCCACGACGAUGAGAACGACCGUGCGGCCGCAGACAAGCACGACACAGACUCCGGUGACUACGCGAGCACCUACGACAACAACCCAAAUUACGACGACGACGACGACGAGGGCGACGACAACGAGAAAGCCGGAAACGACGAAUCGACCAAAUACAGACCAGUCAGCGAGCAACGUUGAUUGCCAAAACGGUCCCACGUGUACGCAAGAAGGAUUUCUGGCCGAUUCGUGCAAUUGCAGGAAAUUCUACAGAUGCGCCGACGGAGGACAAGGAAAGUUGUUGAGAUAUGAUUUCACAUGCGGCGUAGGGACUGUUUGGGAUCCGGAGAUUCAAGGGUGCAAUCACGCAUGGGCUGUUACAAGAAAGGAUUGCAAGCAAGACUUGGAGAACGGCGACGGCGGUAGCGAUAAUAACGGACAAUGGAAUGGAGAUAAUAGUGGACAAUGGAAUGGAGAUACGGGAGAUAACGGCGGACAAUGGAACGGCGAUGCCGGAGAUAAUGGUGGACAAUGGAAUGGAGAUAUCGGUGGUCCAGGCCAACCUGGUCAACCAGGGCAACCUGGAGAUCCUAAUGGUCAACCAGGGCAACCCGGAGAUCCUAAUGGCCAACCAGGGAAACCCGGAGAUCCUAAUGGUCAACCAGGGCAACCUGGUUCUCCAGGCUCACCAGGUUCUCCAGGUAGUCCAGGAACUCCAGGUAGUCCAGGCUCACCAGGUUCUCCGGGAACACCGAGCUCUCCAGGUUCUCCUGGAACUCCAGGUACGCCAGGUUCUCCCGGUUAUCCGGGAACACCGGGCUCUCCAGGUGCUCCUGGAACACCAGGUACUCCAGGUAGUCCAAGUUCACCCAGUGAUCCGGGAGCAUCAGGCUCUCCAGGUACUCCUGGACGUCCAGGAACACCAGGUACGCCAGGUUCUCCUGGUUAUCCGGGAACACCGGGCUCUCCAGGUUCUCCUGGAACACCAGGUACUCCAGGUAAACCAGGUUCACCAGGUUAUCCAGGAACAUCGGGCUCUCCAGGCACUCCUGGGAGUCCAGGAACACCCGGUAUACCAGGUUCGCCCGGUUAUCCAGGAACACCAGGCUCUCCAGGCACUCCUGGAAGUUCGGGAACACCAGGUGCACCAGGUUCGCCCGGUUAUCCAGGAACACCAGGCUCUGCAGGCACUCCUGGAAGUCCGGGAACACCGGGUUCUCCAGGCACUCCUGGAAGUCCGGGAACACCGGGUUCUUCAGGCACUCCUGGAAGCCCGGGAACACCAGGUACAUCGGGUAGACCAGGUUCACCUGGUUAUCCAGGAACACCGAGCUCUCCAGGCAGUCCAGGAACACCAGGUACGCCAGGUAGUCCAGGUUCACCCGGUUAUCCGGGAACACCGGGCUCUCCAGGCACUCCUGGCAGUCCAGGGAGACCAGGCACAUCGGGUAGUCCAGGUUCACCCGGUUAUCCGGGAUCACCUGGUUCUCCAGGUAGCCCAGACUCGCCCGGUUAUCCGGGAACACCGGGCUCUCCAGGCACUCCUGGCAGUCCAGGUACACCAGGUUCUCCCGGUUAUCCGGGAGCACCAGGUUCUCCCAGUGCACCAGGUAGUCCAGGCUCACCCGGUUAUCCGGGAUCACCGGGUUCUCCAGGUACACCAGAUAGCCCAGACUCGCCCGGUUAUCCGGGAACACCGGGCUCUCCAGGCACUCCUGGCAGUCCAGGGAGACCAGGCACAUCGGGUAGUCCAGGUUCACCCGGUUAUCCGGGAUCACCUGGUUCUCCAGGUAGCCCAGACUCGCCCGGUUAUCCGGGAACACCGGGCUCUCCAGGCACUCCUGGCAGUCCAGGUACACCAGGUUCUCCCGGUUAUCCGGGAGCACCAGGUUCUCCCAGUGCACCAGGUAGUCCAGGCUCACCCGGUUAUCCGGGAUCACCGGGUUCUCCAGGUACACCAGAUAGCCCAGACUCGCCCGGUUAUCCGGGAACACCGGGCUCUCCAGGCACUCCUGGCAGUCCAGGGAGACCAGGCACAUCGGGUAGUCCAGGUUCACCCGGUUAUCCGGGAUCACCUGGUUCUCCAGGUAGCCCAGACUCGCCCGGUUAUCCGGGAACACCGGGCUCUCCAGGCACUCCUGGCAGUCCAGGUACACCAGGUUCUCCCGGUUAUCCGGGAGCACCGGGUUCUCCCAGUGCACCAGGUAGCCCAGGCUCACCCGGUUAUCCGGGAACACCGGGCUCUCCAGGUUCUCCUGGAAGCCCAGGGACACCAGGUACACCAGGUAGUCCAGGUUAUCCAGGCAGGCCAGGAACACCUAGCAAUCAACCAGGUACAGGUGUGUGUACUGAAGAAGGCUUUUUCGGUGAUCCGAAAGACUGUCGCAAGUUUUACCGAUGCGUUGGUGACGGCACGUCAUUCACUAAGUACGAAUUUCAAUGUGGAGUCGGAACUGCUUGGGACUCAUCCGUUCAGAGCUGUAACCACGACUAUGCUGUACCACACUGUAGUCAGCAAAAUAACGUAGUGACGGGCGAGCCCGAUACAUCGCAAAAUGAAGUGGACAGUACGGUCUCAGGACCGGAUACGUCUAAAUACCCACCAACGCAACCUCCCGAAAACUCCAUUGCUCCACCAAUAUCUUCAACGUCUUCAAAGCCUGUGACUGAAACUGUAGGCACUAACAAACCCGAGAUAUCGAGCCAGACUCCGCCAGUUUCUUAUUUGCCACCAGCAAGUAGUACAAACCCGCCUUCAACCACACAAGCUGCCCCUUCUGUCUCCUACCUGCCCCCCGUGACUCAAACAACCACGUCUGUGUCCUACUUGCCACCUGAUACAUCCACAACUGCGAGACCUGCGACAUCCACUGCGAGACCUACGACGUCCACAACUGCGAAACCUGUGACAUCCACAACUGUGAAACCUGCGACGUCCACAACUGCGAGACCUGCGACGUCCACAACUGCGAAACCUGUGACAUCCACAACUACGAGACCUGCGACGAGCGCUGCGCCGAGUCUAGCAUCGUCCACCGUCUCUUCGCCUCAGAGUGGAAAAUUCGCGUGCACCGAAGAGGGCUUCUUCCCUGAUCCGGACAACUGCCAGAAGUUCUAUCGUUGCGUGCGCGGCGACUCCGGCUAUCAGAAAUUCGAGUUCCUAUGUGGCCCGGACACAGCGUGGGAUCAAUCCGCGCAAACGUGCAACUAUAUCGAUCUGGUGUCCUCGUGCUCUCCAGAGAGCAACGAAAUCGACCAAGGCCCCAGGCCGUCUAGUACCUCUAGUCCCGCGUCUCAACCUGCCAGCUCCAGUACAGAAAGUUCGUCCUCCGAAUCCUCGGAAUCCUCAGAACAGUCGUCGACUUCCGAGUCGUCGAGCGAGGGUUCAUCUUCGACCACCGAGUCUCACGCGCCUGACUGUACGACGCGAAAGCCGAACGACACGAUAGUGUGCGACAAUGCGGGCUUUUACCCGCAUCCGACCAAGUGCGACAAGUUCUAUCGCUGCGUCGAUAACGGCAACGGCUUCAGCGUGUACCACUUCGACUGUCCGUCAGGCACCAUCUUCGACCCCAGUAUCAACGUGUGCAAUUACCCCGAGUCCGUUUACCCCGCGAGAGAUUGCGUAAGCAGCCCUGCCGCGGAGACGACGACUCAGCCCGGAACGUCGGAACAGUCGACGGAGACUACUGUCGCGUCAAGCACGACAACUAGACAGCCGGAAGGAAGCACGUCCACCGAGCCGGUUUCCACGGUUUCGUCCGAGGAAACCACCACCUCGGAGGAGAGUACCACCGCGUCCAGCACGGAAUCGACGUCGGAGAUGCCGGGGAGCACGGAAGGUACGACGGAAUCGACGACCGUGUCAACAACCGAGUCGACAACUGAGUCGACGACCAAGUCAACGACCGAGUCGACAACCGAGUCAACGACCGAAUCAACAACCGAAUCAACGACCGAGUCGACGACCGAGUCGACGACCGAAUCAACGACUGAAUCAACGACCGAGUCGACGACCGAAUCAACGACCGAGUCGACGACCGAGUCGACGACCGAAUCAACGACCGAAUCAACGACCGAGUCGACGACCGAAUCGACCGCUGCCACCACGGAAGGCAGCACCGAUUCCAGCACCUCCGAACAGACCACCGAAGCGACGACCGAGGAGAUGUCCACGGCUUCCACGGGAUCGACGGAGCCCGAAGCGUCCACGACCGAGUCCCAAGAGCAAUCCACGACGGAAUCGCAGGAGCAAUCCACGACGGAAUCGCAAGAAUCGUCCACGACAGAGUCUCAGGAGCAGUCGACGACGGAGUCUCAGGAACAGUCGACAACGGAAUCUACGACAAGCGAACCCGUAGCCGGAUCGACGCCCUGCGCCAUAGGCAAUCUAACCGACGAACAGAUAGUCCUAGUUUGCCCGACCGGCUUCCGAAGGCAUCCCAAGUACUGCAAUCUGUUCUACCAGUGCACCUCCGAGGGCAACAUGGAGAUCAAAAUACUGGUGUUGAGCUGCCCUGAGAACACGAUCUUCGACGAGAGCAAGAUUCAAUGCCUGCCGGCGAGCAGCAGCAGCCAACCGUGCACCGGCAGCACGGCCGGCGCCAGAUUUUACAGGAGAUUGGAGGAGAAUGCGUUAACGCCCAUGAAAGUGUCGUCGAACAAACUUUGCCCCGGAGAAGGACACUUCCCUUACCGACAAGGUUGUAGCAACAACUUCUACAAGUGCAAGCGCGAUUCUCGGGACAGUUUGCAAGGAUAUCUCUACAGAUGCCCCGAGAACUUCGUUUACUGGUCAGUCUCCAGGAGAUGCGAGCGCGUGACGCGUCUGCCAAUGUGCACGCACUUAGCAUACAGAAGCAAGACCGAGUGGAACGAUCGGUGGCAAGUGCCGAUCGAGGACACCAAUCUUUCCGCCAGGAUGUUACGCUUGCCUUGA